Hyalella azteca is the source of this 1466-nucleotide messenger RNA. RefSeq lists its product as uncharacterized. Bases 71 to 754 code for a protein of 227 amino acids. Lineage: Eukaryota; Metazoa; Arthropoda; Malacostraca; Amphipoda; Hyalellidae. The transcript is spliced from 3 exons. The record is from RefSeq and is a predicted model, not a curated record.
ACUUGAAAUAUUAUUACAUAAACCAAAUACCAUAUUUAGAAGAAAAACUUAAUUAGGAUCAAAGAGCGGCAUGCUAUGUAAUAUAUUUCUUCGGAAAUCACUUCUAAGAUAUAUUUUAUUACUGCUCAACAUGACGCAUGUGGUGCUAUCUUCACAUCCUCUGUGGACUAUACAAGAUUGUGAUCUACCGACAGGCAUUGACCACCCUGUGGGUCUCCUCAGCGCCAACAUCCUAAACCUGGCCAGAAUGACCUGGGUGAGCGACUCAUUCUGGAUGGAAUAUUCAUGGAACGCGCAGCCUCAGUACGCAUGCGGGCUACAGAACAACGUACUGUAUUUUGUACAGAAGAAACAAUCAGGACCAGAUAAGGGGUUGCACUUCACGUUCACGACGUAUUCGUCCUACAAUGAUUGGAGAAUUAAUCGGGAUAAUCGGGAGAAGGGUGGACAAGAAAUAAUCUGUCCUGGAACCAUCGUGGCGCUGGAUAAAGGUUCUUACGGAUUCGCGUCUUGUGAAAAAGACUACAGCAAGGUGUUGGCUGCAUCACAGGACUGGCGGGCCGGGGUACCGCAGUCCUUCUUCCUAAUCCUACUCGGGGUGGUCUCAGGCCUCAUCCUCCUCGUCGCUGUAGUGGCAAUCGUCGCGCUCAUUAUUUCCAAAAAGAAGUUCACGGGAUUUUUCUCAUUGCACAAUCACAGAUUAGACACAAGUCUGGCCCCACCUGCUACGACAUUUGAGCCACCGAAUAUUUAACCUUUUUAUUAUACGUGAUUUAGUAAACAAUUUCACAAAUAAUGAGCAAAGUCAAUCAUCAUGCCAAAAAAUGCACCAAGUAUUUUGAAAAAAAAAAUAACUUUGUUUUUCUAUUUGUUUAGUCUUUAGGGUUAGAUACAGUGUGUGUUCACUUCGCUCUCAAACUUCAAUUUGACUAUUGAAAACUUAUGUCAUAUUUAAUUAUAUGCCUUUUACUAAUAUACUGCACAACCUGAUGGUUAAAGUAACGAUUGUCCCGCAGCAAAGUUCCCCCGCUAGAAAAAAAAUUAAUUUCUGUAGUUGUAUUUUUUAUACUUUUAUUAAUACACAAAACGCGCGUUUUUCACAAAAGCAUAGCGAAUAACUCUUUGAAUUUUGAAACUGUUUUAGAAUUUUCUGAAGAUUUUGUUAGCACAGGUUAGGUCAAAACUAUACCGCAAUAACAAGAAGCCUACGCUAAUUAACCCAUCCCAGCCUAACCAACUCUCAUGGAAAUAUAGUUUUGAUCAAAAGACAACGAACAAAAUUAAGCCUCUGCUAUCAGGAGGGCAUUAUUAACAAUGAGUUAUAUUUUUGCUAUCAUGUACAUUGAUUCAGUAUUGAUGUAGUAGGGAUUUGAUUAGUGUUUUAAGUAUCGAUCUACGAACAAGCGCUUCGGAAUUUGGCCCAAUCGUGUUGAUGGGGUGUUUCGCAGAUCGUGAAUAAAAGUUUC